AUGCGUCUCCUGAACAUCCCCAUCCUCCUUUGCGGUGCAACGCUCGCACAGGCAGGAAUCAUCGAAUCGAUAUGGAGGGAAAGCCCGCAGACAUUUCUAGCCAGGAAUGGUGGGCAGCAAGAGACGAUACAAAACAUAAAGAACGGCGAUAGGGGAUCGUCACCGCAGUCUCACCUCCCACCAACCCUACGUGACACCUUGGAUGCACUCCAGGUGAUGCAAGAUACAUAUUUUGACCUAUUCACGGGAACUUGGCCAGACGCCAUUGAUUGGACUGCUGCGGUUAUUGGAACUCACGUUUCCGCGACUUUGUCCAGUAUCAUUUCCUCCGUUGAUAUAUCCUCUAUAGCUAGCUGCUCAGAUUUAGCAUCAUGGCAGAAUACUAUAGAUCGAUACUUUGCGCACACCUCGAUCUUUUACUUUGGCGAGAAUGCCUUCUCCUUACGGAACCAAGCAUUUGACGACAUGCUCUGGGUAGUUCUCGGCUGGCUCGAGAACAUCAAAUUUGUGGAAUUAUAUUCGUUGAAGCAUUGGGAUUUUGUACAGUCCGGCCAUGGCGCACUUGCGUCUGAUGGGUGGCACGGCCUGCAGUUCACUCCCAUGGCGGCUCAUCGUGCUCGCAUAUUUUAUGACCUGGCCUCAGAUGGCUGGGACGACUCUCUCUGUGGUGGAGGGAUGACUUGGAAUCCAUACCUCACGCCCUACAAAAAUGCAAUCACUAACGAACUUUUUACGGCAGCUAGCAUUGCAAUGUAUUUGUACUAUCCUGGUGAUAACAACAGCUCUCCAUACAUGGCACAGACCGAGUAUGAAUAUUCAAAACCACACAACCCAUUGCAUUUGGAGAAUGCAGUCAAAAGUUACAAAUGGCUUCGUGAGAGUCAGAUGAACCACCCCGAUUCGGGCCUCUAUCAAGAUGGCUUUCAUAUAACUGGCUGGCACCGUUAUCCGAACGGCACCAUAAAUCCUGGCACUGGGCAGUGCGACGAGCUUGACUCUAUGGUUUACACCUAUAAUCAGGGUGUCAUAUUGUCCGCCAGCAGGGGUCUUUGGCUUGCGACUGGAGCUCGAAGCUAUCUCGCCGAUGGUCACAACUUGAUCGACGAUGUCAUCAAGGCCACGGGUUGGCCAAACACCGACGCAACUUGGGCGGGCUUAGGUCGAGGCGGUGUGCUCGAAGAAUUCUGUGACCAUAACGGAUAUUGUAGCCAGAAUGGGCAGACGUUCAAGGGCAUUUUCUUUCAUCAUAUGUCCGAAUUCUGUCGUCCAUUGUGGCCGCACGAAGAGGCCUUCACGUCUGAAGCAGGGACGGGCUUCGAUAAGGAUGUUUAUGAAUAUCACCUUGCCCGUUGCAGUGCUUACAGCCAGUGGAUCUCACACAAUGCUGCCGCUGCAUCGGCAACCAAAGAUGGUCAAGGUCGCUUUGGGAUGUGGUGGAAGUUUGAAGAACCCGGCCAGGAUACGUUGGCGGUCAUCGAAGAAAGUACUAUCCUUCCCCCAGGCGCUGUUGAUUACAUAAACCCCAUCCCGGAGGACUGGUCUCUCAGAAGUUCAGACACACGUGGCUCUGAUAGCAAUGACAGAGGACGUGGCCGAACGGUUGAGACACAGAGUGGUGGAUUGUCAAUCUUACGGGCAAAAUGGAAUUGGGAAACACACUUACAUCAGAUAUCUGCAUAG
Messenger RNA from Exophiala bonariae, 1680 nucleotides. RefSeq lists its product as uncharacterized. Lineage: Eukaryota; Fungi; Ascomycota; Eurotiomycetes; Chaetothyriales; Herpotrichiellaceae. The record is from RefSeq and is a predicted model, not a curated record. The coding region runs from base 1 to 1680 and encodes 559 amino acids. The transcript has a single exon. Gene Ontology annotation, biological process: carbohydrate metabolic process.